GACCCAGAUGGUGACCGAAGACUCUGUGGUCUAUUAUAACUAUUCAAUUAUUGGAACCUUCACUGUGAAGCUCAAAGUGGUGGCGGAGUGGGAGCAGACAAAGCCGGAUGCUGCCAAGGGCGUCAUGCAGAAGAUGGGCGACUUCUCGGCCUCACUGAAGCUGCAGGAAACCCUUCGAGGCAUUCAAGUCUUGGGGCCCACCCUAAUUCAAACUUUCCAAAAGAUGACAGUGACCUUGAACUUCCUGGGGAGCCCCCCUCUGAGUGUGUGCUGGCGUCUCAAGCACGAGUGUCUCCCACUGGAGGAGGGGGAAUGCCAGCCGGUGUCCGUGGCCAGCACAGCCUACAACCUGACCCACACCUUCCGGGAUCCUGGGGACUACUGCUUCAGCAUCCGGGCCGAGAAUGUCAUCAGCAAGACGCAUCAGUACCACAGGAUCCAGGUGUGGCCCUCCAGCAUCCAGCCUGCUGUCUUUGCCUUCCCGUGCGCCACGCUUAUCACUGUGAUGCUGGCCUUUAUCAUGUACAUGACUCUGCGGAAUGCCACUCAGCAAAAGGACAUGGUGGAGGUGGCUGAUUUUGACUUUUCCCCCAUGUCUGACAAGAACCCGGAGCCGCCCUCUGGUGUCAGGUGCUGCUGCCAGAUGUGCUGUGGGCCUUUCUUGCUGGAGACUCCAUCUGAGUACCUGGAAAUUGUCCGUGAGAACCACGGGCUGCUCCCACCCCUCUACAAGUCUGUUAAAACUUAUACAGUGUGAGCAACCCCCCAACCCCAUCUCGGUGUCCACUGGCUGCCAACUUGGAGCCUUGGGCAGGGUGGUGCAUACCAUACAGCAGGAGGGAUUUGUCUGCAUGGGGCCAUUCACCCUGGCUGUCUGUCUAUCUAUACAGUCCAGCCACUGCCACAAGCCUCUCUCAGUCACCUCCAUCCCACCCCCCACCUUUGAAGAGGCUCCAAGCAGGACUCUGACACUUGAUGUGUCCCCUGUUCUCUCCAGGUGGGCCUGGCUGUCCCUCACUCAUUCUUCUCGCAUUGGCACUCCUGCCCGUCAGGGGUUCACACUUCCCUUCCUGGGCAGCUCUGCCUAUGCCAGAGAUCUAGUAAGAGAUCACCGGUCACAAAUGGUUAAGGAUGCGUAGCAAAAAGUCAUACACACAGGUAGGCGUGCACGUGUACACACACACCCAUGUGUCACACGGGCAUCUCAGGUCAUUUGCUCUAUCUGUCAAGUCAGUUGCCAGUGUGCACCUUGACUAGAACUAGAAUGAAGUUUGACCUUCUCCACUCAGCCCAGCAGCUCCCAGGCUGGGCUUCCCUCUGUUUACUGUCUCUGCAGCUCCCUGGUCCUGUCCUGUGUGAGGCUAUACUAUUCCCUGCCUGCUCGCUGGGGGCUGGGUGGGGGCAGAACUAACACUUUCUGAGUGCAGAGUGCUUUAUAAAUACCACCUUCUUUUAUUGAAACCCAGAAGUUAAAUUCGCAUUGAGGAAAAAGCCUUGCAGCAACAGAAGAGGUUGAGCCAGUGGGGAUUUGGGGUCCCUGUGGGGGAUGGGGAGUGGUAUUCUUGCCCCCCAGCUGCUCCCAAGGUGGCCUUGAGAAGGAAAGCAGGCUGACAGAACCCGAGCAGGGGAAGCGGCCCACUCCCUCCCCUCCAGCCUGUGACGUGGGGGCAGCAGAGCAUUUGGAGAGGGCAAGUCACAGGUGCCCAGGGGGAUGACGAUGAGGCCAGGUGCAGGCAUCCAGGUGUGCUGGGAGCAGCCUGAGCCUGUUUGGAGAGGGAAGGGCAGGACCUGGGGGCAGAGCUCUGUCGCUGUAACCCUUUGCUCUCGGACUGUGCUGAAAACAGCAUUCACACUGUCGUGCAGCUCAUUCUCAUGAAAUACCGCCAUUAUUGCUGAAUAAAGCUUGUGUGCUCUAAAUAUAGCCAAGCAUA
Galeopterus variegatus (Sunda flying lemur) is the source of this 1931-nucleotide messenger RNA. Its product is annotated as transmembrane protein 130. The transcript has 5 exons. The record is from RefSeq and is a predicted model, not a curated record. The annotation marks the transcript as partial. Lineage: Eukaryota; Metazoa; Chordata; Mammalia; Dermoptera; Cynocephalidae.